Ciona intestinalis (vase tunicate) is the source of this 4625-nucleotide messenger RNA. The record is from RefSeq and is a predicted model, not a curated record. NCBI's taxonomy places the organism in Eukaryota, Metazoa, Chordata, Ascidiacea, Phlebobranchia, Cionidae.
CGACGAAGGCAAUUUUAACACGGUUAGGUGACGUAUAGUGAUCUCGGUUACGUAGUUACUAUCAGUUACGUACCUGCGUUGAAACAACACUGCACCAUAUACGAAACCGCGAAAAAUGAUUCAACCAACCAGUCUCGUGUCUCCACGCGGAAACAAUUACGUAAUUAUGACGUAAAAAUAGAAAAACCAUCGAGAGUUCAUUUGUUUUAAAUAUAUACCCAUAAUUUCAGGAAUAAGGUUUGACAAAUGCAGUGAAUUAUUUUUUAAAGAAUAUCAGUUUAUUAACAGAACAUGAGGGAAUUAUUAAAGUUCAUAUUGAUUUGUGCCGUUUUGUUUUGGCAAAGUGAAGCAUAUUUUCUUGAAGUGCGAGAAAAUGCGACGAACGCUAUUAAUUUUAACAAUACGAUUGACGUUAAAACGACCAACGGAGCGUUACCUGGAUACGCUUUGAUUGCAUCAAUGGAACAAAACGUUAUCAGUUUGUUAGCGGGUGCGCCAAAGUUCAGCGGGUUGUAUAAUGUUGGAUCCACUGGUGAUGGGGCCGUCAUUAAAUGUUCAGCUAACGUCCAACCGUUCUCUUCAACGACCAAAGCAGGAAACACGAAAUGGAUGACCGAUCAUGGCUGCUCUGUUGUAUUGAAUACCAACGCAGUCCCGACCGGCGAUAAUCAAAACAAAUCUGCAGACGCCAUUGGAAUGACUAUGAUACCGUUAGGGGGAAAUAAAACAGCCGUUUGUUCGCCCGGAAGAAGGAAGAUAUGUGGACGUAGUUUGAGGUUAUCCCCGGGUGCAUGUUACACAGGAACGCUUGGAGCUGCUAUGACUAUGAAAACGGGGUGGGGAGAGAUACCAUGUUUUAAGAACUACCUUGACCUUGUCUAUGUAGUGGACAGUUCAAAUUCCAUAUCAGAUGCAAAUUUUACCAUCAUGAAACAGAUUAUUGUCAAUGCUUCAGAAGCUUUUGAAGCAAGCAUUGGUGAUACUACACAAGUCGCUGUAUUGCAAUACGGGAACUUAGAUUCGGCGGCGUUUGAUCACACGGAUUCAAAAUAUUACAAAUCACCAACAAAACUCGGAGAUUGCAAUGACAUCGAUUGUUUUAACCGAGCCAUCAAAGCUAACAUGACACAUCUAAAUGCAGCAAACACUUUUACAAGCUUGGCAAUAAGAAGGGCAGUAGAGUUUGACUUUGCACAAUCAAAAAACAAAGAUAAAGCAAAAAAGAUUUUAGUUCUUAUAACUGAUGGUCAAGCAAACUUUCAAUCCCAGUUGAUUGUGAGUUAUAGAUUAACACAAUCGCACAACAUCACGGUUUACGCCAUCGGUGUUGCUUUAAAAUCUGAUGCAGAGCUUCGUAUAAGUGCAAAUGGUGGUGUAAGUAAAGAACGAGUAUUGGAUGCUAAUAACUACAGUGAACUAUCAAAAGCUCUACGAAAUUUAACGGAAACAAUUGCUCAGUCAAGUGGAGAAGGUCAAGCCACUGGUGGUAUUACUCUGGAAAAUGCAGUGCUUGGAGUUUCUGCUAACUAUAAUCCAAAGGGAGGAAAAUUAUUUUUCAGUGGUGUUGGGUCUUACGAUGGUUCAGGUGCAAUAAUAAAAUAUGAUUCAAUAAGCAGCACCAAAGGUGAUGUUACCAGUCAUAAACAAGUCCCAGGACUCUUUCCAAAGUUUCCAAAAGAUUCUUAUUUAGGCUAUUCCAUUGCUUCUGGCUACUUUGAAGGAAAUGGCACACUGUAUGUAGCAACUGGAGCACCAAGACAUGCACUACUAGGACUGGUUCUUGUGUAUGAGCCUCAAACUGACAACAGCGUCAGUAACCCCAGAAUCAUCAAACCGAAUAAUUGUUCUUCCUGCUCAACUAACUACAAACAACUUGGAAGUUAUUUUGGCGCAACAUUGCUCUCUGCUGACAUCAAUGGUGAUGGAAAAGAUGAUUUACUUGUUGGGGCUCCUCUAUAUAUCGGUGAUAAUUAUGAUGAAGGAAGAGUCUUUGUUUAUCUCUCUCAAGCUUCAAACUCCAUACAAGCUUGGGCGAGUUCAGGGUUCGUACCAAAAGUAUUUUCCGGAAUGAAAGAUGUGGGUGGUCGAUUCGGUUCAGCAAUUUCAUCGGCAGGAGAUCUUAACGAUGAUGGUUUUAAUGAUGUCAUAAUUGGUGCACCGCUGGCGGACAAUGGGGCAGGAGUUGUGUAUGUUUAUCACGGCUCAAACAAUUUGAAAACUGUUUAUAGCCAGAGAAUCCAAUCUUCAUCAUUGCAAUUUCCACAUCUUUCAAACUUUGGAUUGUCAACUUCAUCUGGUGCAGAUCUUGAUGGAAAUAAAUAUCCAGAUGUAGUGGUGGGGGCACCAAAUAGCAAUUUAGCUAUUAUAUUCAGAUCUCGCCCUGUUGCUCGAUUCUCAGCUCAAAUAACUUUGAGUCCACCAAGAAGAGAUAUAUUUGAAUGUUUACAAUUGCCAAGUAGAAAAUGUUUUAAUGUUACUUCAUGUUUAACAGUUUAUGGAAAAUCAGUUGAAGAUUUUCUUGAUGUUAAUGUUAUGAUCUUGCUCGAUAAAUCCAAGAAACGUUUAAAUCUUGGUGGUUUUAAUAAUGCAACCAAAGAAGUUAAAUUGUCGCGGAAUGUCACGAGUUGUUGGUCAUAUGAUGUUUAUGUAACAAAAAAUAUGAUAGAUUUUGUCAGUCCGUUAUCUGCUGAGGUUCAGUAUUCUCUUACUUCUACUCACAGCAACACACCUAUGUCCUCUAUGGUUGAUCCGGCUGCAACCAACAAAGUGAGCACAACUGCCAGUUUUAACACUGGAUGUACAAGUGAUCUAUUUUGUUCAUAUGAUUUGAUGGUAAAUAGCAGCAUUACACUACCCAAAACUACAAAUCAGGAAUUAAAUAGUAAGCUCGGGAGCGAUGUGAUCAUUAUUGAUAAGGACACUGCUACAAAGCCAAUAAUUUUACAUGUGACCAUUUCUAAUGUUGGUGAGAAUGCAUAUGGUGUGAAAUUUGAUGUAACUUAUUCAUCUUCACUUAUAUGGAAUGGGAUAAAAGAAGCAAACAUUUUAAACCACAGAAACGCAAGUUGUUUUGAUGAAGUGAGUACACAGGAUCAAACUCACGGGCAAUUGAAAAUCAAAUCUUUGACUUAUAAAUAUAAUGAAGACUUAGGAAGCAUCAUGCCAGCUGGAGAUUCGUGUUCAUUUGAAAUCCACCUCCUACCAACCAACCUCAAGACAAGUGGAGUCAUACAAAAUGUGUAUGCCGCACUACAUGUAUACACAAUGUAUGCUCCUAAUGGUAAUGACAGCAAUCCUACAAACAAUGUGGCAAACUACACACGCACAAUACGUUAUGUAUCUGAUGUAUCGGUAACCAGAAGAGAGUCUACCCAAUUUGUGACUAGAGAAUUUACUUUCCCCAAAACAAAUGAGACGGUGCAUUCUGUUUAUGAGAUUGGUAGAAAUGUCUCUACAAUAGCUGUUGCAUAUGAGAUAUCUAGUGAAGGUUAUUCUGUUGUCCCAUCGUCAAGUUUUUUCCUUCGUUACCCAACUAACAUAUCAGAACAUAAUCUUCUCUAUUUAUACAAAGUUAGCUGCAUUGGAUCUCAGGGGCCGGUAAUGUGCAACUGUAGCACGCAAAAUGUUAACAGAUAUCAUUUAUCUACCUCACCCAAUACCACAGACAAAUCUGGUCCCAGUAUCCUGUUGUUGCCUAACCCUACACAACUUCCACUGUCUUUAUAUAACUGUUCCAGCAGCAUAGUUGAUCCACCAGCAUACUGUGAAGAGCUGCACUGUUCAGUAAAUAAUCUUGUUCAAGGAUCUAAAGUUAACUUUGUAGCAAGUUUUAGAUUUUGGUCGCAUUCUGUUAAACUCGUUGAUUAUCCCACUGUUACUUUUGUUACUGGAUUUUCUUACACAACAAAUCAGUCAAAGUUGGUUAUCAAUAAGAAUGGAUCAAUAAUCACAGAAUAUUCUGCUGAGACAGAAGUUGCUGUGAAGAAGUACGUUCCACCUGUUGUAAUAGAGCAACUAAACCUUUUGUUGAUCGUUAUUAUAUCUGCUGCAGUUACUUUGCUUCUUGUUAUUGCGGGUCUUGGAGCAUUGUACAAGAAAGGAUUUUUCGAAAGUGAAUACAACAAAUUAAUGAAAGAAGAAAAACAUUGGCAGAAAGGUAAUGCUACACAAGAAAGAACUGAUGAGGUGUAUGAUGAAGAUUUAAAACAAUAGAUUGUGAAGUUAUUAUUUGUGAAAUUUCUAAACUAUAUUUUUUGUUAUAUAUAUAUAUAUCUGUAUUUUAAACUUUUUUUAUUUUAGUGUGAUUUUCUUAUUUUCUUUUGCAUUUAUAUCAAAACGGUUUUAUUUUAUAACGCGAUGCCCAUCAAAGAAAUGUUGGCAUUAAACACACAUGUUUAAUAAUUAACUAUUGAAACUCAAGUGUCUGAGUAAAUAGAACUUUCGAAAGUUUAUGCCUCGCUAUUAUGGCUUGACUUAAUCGUUAUUGUAUGUCAGUAUUUAGUCGCGUAAAGUAUUGCGUUUGAAUGGGAAUUUAAGUCAGUGUCUUUAAUACUGAAGUAAUGUUGGUAUUGCUGGCCAUUUGCUUAACGAUAUGACGUAGGUAAGAUUAAAGUUUUGUGAAUGGC